AUGUACCAGGAAGUAUCCCCAGCUUCAUCCAGUUCUGGGAAUUUCAACCAAUUCACACCAGAUUCAGCCACCAGUCCGCAUUCAUCGUCCUCAUCCCCACAGCCUACAGCUAAGUCUCAGAAGGGCAGAGAAUAUGGCGUGGAGGGGAUGAGGAAGACCAAGAGCCGUACAGCUUUCUCCAAGGAGCAGCUGCAAACCCUGCACCAGCGCUUCCAGAACCAGAAGUACCUCAGCCCCCAGCAGAUCCGGGAGCUGGCUGUUGCCCUGGGGCUCACGUACAAGCAGGUGAAGACUUGGUUCCAGAACCGGAGAAUGAAGCUGAAAAGGUGCCAGAAGCACAGCCUGUGGACCGAACGGGCUCAGUGCCUCACACAGAGUGGCUACCAGACUGGUACUUACCUGGAUGUGCACCCCAAAUUCCACCAGGGCUACCCCAUCACCGCAGCUGGCAACAUCCAAACCAUGCCUGCCCCCUGUCAGCACUAUGGAGCAGGGCAGAAUGCUUACACAAUCGUGACCAGCGAGGAUGGAGGAGUCUUUGGCAAAGGCGGGGGCACCUGCAGCGUCCAGCAGACGGUGGGCUUCAUUGCCCAGCACAAAGUAGACUUUUACCACAGCUAUCCUGGCAGUGUGGAAUAUCCAGGCUCAAAGACUGGUGAUAGCUGUAAUUUUCACCACUCAGCCACUAUGGGGGCUCCUUUCCCAACCACUGCCGGCCAUCAUCUUUAUCAUUCCUAAGCACUGUGGAUGUGGGGUACUUGGGCAGCCAGGAAUCAAAUCUUACUCUCAUCUCUCCCUCUGUUAUUUGUGUGCUGUCCACCUCAGGGACACCUUGUAGCUAGAACCAGUUUUGGCAUCCAGAUGUGUGCCUGCAGACACGCAGCCGUGCAGAGACCCGCUUGCCCAGGUACAUGUGCACAGAGCCCUUCAUUUCUGUGCCUGUACACGUGUGCACACACACACAUUCCUUCCUUGAUUGUCACAGACCAACCAAGCUCCCUUACAGCAAAGCCCAGGAUCUGGCUACCCAGCUUAUGCCCUGGAUCUUCUUAAUUAUGGAUCUUGAAACUUGGCUAAGGGGAAGCACAGAUUCCUUUGGGGAUCUCAUUUCUGCGUAUCACUGUACACUUGUGUGUACACAACACGUGAAGACAGGGGCUGUAUGGAGCUGUGCUGGCCUUGUACCUUUAACUGAAGCUGGAGAAGUUAUUGCCACCUGCCAGUUACCCAUCUGAAGUGUAAACCAUCAGUGUAUCAAGCUAUGAGGUGAAGUGAUGAAGUGCCUAAUGAAGGGAAAUGUGACAAGUAGCUUGCAGAAAGGCUGGUAAGAUGAUCUUAUAAGCCCUUCCUUCUAGUCUGUAUCUUGCUGUGCCUCCCCUUGAGAAAAUCUAACUGCAUUCAAUUUGGCAAAUAAAAAAGAGUAUUUUUUAA
Messenger RNA from Cyanistes caeruleus (blue tit), 1431 nucleotides. The record is from RefSeq and is a predicted model, not a curated record. NCBI's taxonomy places the organism in Eukaryota, Metazoa, Chordata, Aves, Passeriformes, Paridae.